This is a messenger RNA of Varroa destructor (honeybee mite), 3850 nucleotides long. RefSeq lists its product as uncharacterized. NCBI's taxonomy places the organism in Eukaryota, Metazoa, Arthropoda, Arachnida, Mesostigmata, Varroidae. Gene Ontology annotation, biological process: cell fate specification; negative regulation of canonical Wnt signaling pathway; negative regulation of microtubule depolymerization. The record is from RefSeq and is a predicted model, not a curated record. Gene Ontology annotation, cellular component: catenin complex; cytoplasmic microtubule; beta-catenin destruction complex. Gene Ontology annotation, molecular function: beta-catenin binding; microtubule binding; gamma-catenin binding.
CCCAAUCUCUCAAAUCCAGAGAGGCGCUCAUCACCCGAAGCAGCGAGCAGCGAAAUCGCGCUACAGUUAGUGCUGCUGCUGGGGCUGCUCGUAGUAAACGGAGCUACUGCUGUGACUGCUAUCAGCCGACCGGCGUCGCAAAGAACUCUUACAGGCGGUAGCUGAUCGAUGCGCUGUACUCACAGCUAGACUAUACUGUUUUGAAUACGUGCCUAUGGUGUUUACUAACAGAAAGGCACGGAACAAUAGAGGAGGAGACCAUCAUUCGGAGUGUGUCCUAUGAUGUCGUUUAUAGCCAUGUAAAGCUGUCGUUGUGGCUGUAGAUUUUAUUGUUUUUGUUGAAUCAAAGGGGAGCAUUGACUGGUUUAUGCCAUUAUUGAUGGAAAUAUCGUCUGGUGUUGUGUGACGUCUUGGUGAUACAUUAAAACCCCUCCUCUACGUCCAUGUUCGUGAUGAAGGUGUUAUUCGAAUUGUUUUUGUGUGUGUAAGACUGGAACCGGAACGCGAAUUAAGUAGCCCGGGGUCUCUACGUAGACUUCGGCGUUGAUGUGACAGUGUUCUACUCGGCGCUUUGGUUGUGGCUUCUGUCGGAGUUUUCAUUUUUUUCGCGUAAGUGAGGCAACUGUGAAGGUUUUGUCGAAGGAUGAACGUGGACUUGGGGGCCUCGACAGGACCGAUGAAGAUGAGCAGAAUUUCUGCAGGGGGCAAUGUCUUUGGGGUUCACGGGAGCAAAGUCGAUCUGGAACCAAGUGAAGAAGAACUUGUCGACUAUAGUAGUAAAUUUCCUGAGGCGAUGGAUGAGCCGAAGACGCGUGCUGAGACAUCAUCAUCAUCUUACCAAGAAGAUGACGUUCCGCGCGUCUACUGUACGGAAGGUACCCCACGCCACAUAAGCCGAGCAUCGUCUGCCGGUGACCUUAGCGGGGGUGACAAGCGAAGGCAACCAGCCACAAUUCAUGAGCAGGAAGAGGUGAAGCUUGCGAGCCACACCGCUACGGCCAAUGCCACCCCACAGGUGUGGUCACGUAGCAGUUCUCCUAAUUCACUUAUCAGUUACUGUAUCAACGGUCAACAAGUUGAUGAUGCACACUCUGUAAUUUCGGAAUUUAGUCGUCAGCCCUCGGGCAUUAUCUCACCAUCUGAUUUACCUGACUCUCCAGGGCAAACCAUGCCACCAUCUCCAAAAGAUCGUCGGCGCAACCAACAUCACUACACGGGAUCUUCAGAACAAACAAAGCAAUUUCAAAGUCCGGGCCAUGUUGGACACACAACUCAACAGAUUGCCUAUGGUUAUCAUCCAACAAUGCACCAGGGAAAUUCGCAAAUGACGCAGUCAACUCAUUUUACUCCGAUUUCUAUUGAUGAAAGCAAAAUGGAAUCGACAGCGCCUGUUCCACCACUAGUUAGGCCUCAUGCAGAGUCUCGACCAAUGCGAUCGUACGCCGACUCCAAGAUGGUGGGUGACCCAUACAUGUUGGAUGACUCGUUACAUAAUUAUCGUACUGAAGAUACUCCAGCCAAUUUGUCAGCCGCCACGAGCUUUUCAGAUCUCAGCAGUAUCUGUCCGAGAAGUGACUAUAGCACUCCGAUACCACGGCCGCGUCGCCGUAAGCCCAUGACUCCGCUGCAGGACAGCUCACAGAUACCGUUAGAAUCACCACACCAUCCAGACAUGUUUAGUCCACUUGGCCAGUCCGAAACAUUGAUGCCACUGCCUCUGAGCCCCGCAAAUUCACAGCAACAGCAACAGCAACAACAACAGCAGCAGCAGCAGCAGCAGCAGCAACAACAACAACAGCAGCAAGAGCAACAACACAGAAGUAACGAUAGAAGUUUUGACGACCAGAAAUCCGAGUCUUCAUAUGGAUUUAAGCCAAGAACACUGCCAAGGAGGGUUCGACUCAAUCCCUCAGCGCCAGAAGUGCCAUUCACCAAUGGUAAUACGAACAAAUCGAUGCCAGAUCUCGAUAAAGAAGGCAACAAUAAUCAAGAUUCCGAUUCCAACUCUGAGGAUGAAGAACUCCUUCGCCAAGUUAUCAACCGAGGAAGACCUGCACGAUCCAAUCAUAACAAUAAUAAUUCUGUUACUGGCACGAACGCCAUCCCAUCCGCCUCGAAGGUACAGGCAAAUGCUAACGAACAAGAAGCUGAUUCCGAUACGGAAUCGGACAACCAGGAAAUUAUCGAUGAGCUGAUUAAGGCUGGUCGGCCAGCAUCUAGAAACCAGAUGGCUAUACGCAAAGGAGAACCUUCACUGGACAAUCGGAACCGGGGACAUCAGGUUGGUGCUGACAAGUUAAAAGAAGAUAGAUUCAAGGCUGCACGCUCAAUGGAAGAUCUCAAUUCCCCCCAAAAGACUGUAAAAAAAGGUAGUACAAACUUUCGGGUGCGCGAACAACCACUACGUGGUGCAGAGGGAGGAAUUCCCAAGCAAAAUAUUGCUAGGGCACAAUCUAUGAAAAGCAAUAAGUCUCUAGGUUAUGACCAGAUGCACGAUCGGCGUCAAACAAAAACUCCUGAUCCAGGCGAUGCCGGAGAACGCUUUCAACACCACAAUAUGCAAGGCUUUCAUAAUAAGCCUGUCUCCAAGGUUAGUCCCAUGAGACCCCAGACCCAACACAGAGAUCAACCUUCAACCUCGUUUGGUUCGAAAAAAAACCGUGCUACAGAGGGAGAAGAUGCUUGUCCAAAGCUGGCCCUUUUGUCACCGCUGAGAAGUUCUGUACGCCAGAGUCGGCAGACAUGUGUGAAAAAGACUACGGAAAUAGCCUCUGGCGACAUGUCUGAUAAUAGUGGUGAGGAAUUUCCCCCUCGACCACCAAAGCCGCCACAGUUUCGUAGUGUCCCUCGACCCCCUGUAGACGUCUCCCAGGCUGAGUUUGUAGCUUCCUCACCGGAGCCUGUUAAUACCUCCAUACCUGACGUUAUUCCCUCUAUACCUCAAAUAGACGAAGUUCCAGUUGUUCAUGAUGAAAGCGUUAUAUCGCCAGCACCACUACAAUCGGAAGAAAACAAUAAUAUUAAUCACGAUGACAAAUCUCAAGUGCCUCCCGAACCUCCUGAAGACUGCGACGAUAUUACUGUGUUGUUCUUCAAAUUUACGGAUUCGAAUCGAAGCUACACAAGACGUUUCCUUAAGACCAAUCCGUUUCAAUCAGUUGUAAACUAUCUUCAGAGCAAGGGCUUUCCUCCAGACAAGUAUAAAAUUUUUGUGGCAGGAGUGUUUCGCUUUAAGCGAGAAGUCGCUUCGAAGUGUUUCAACAAAACUCUCGCUGAAUUAAAGAUGGUUCCUAAAAAGACACUUAUUGUCAAACCUCAAUGAAAUGUAUACUGUGUCCCGGAUCCUUAUUUAAUAGUCUAUAUCUGUAAACAAGUUUAGCGGGAUGCCGCAGUUCUUAUUAAUCUAGCUUACGUUAAUUGUAAUCACACGCUACUGAACUGCAGUCUAACGUCUACUGAUUAUUUUCUCAAAGUCAGAAUUUAACAGAUUCAAAAGUACUCACUUGUUUAUGGCUAUCAAAGGAUACAAAAGGAUAUAAAGAAGAAGAGUGUCUCAAAUGAACAUUAACAAUACCGAUACUCAAUGGACAUCUUUUUGCCUAAAAAGAUGUGAGGCAAAUAAGCGUGAAUAUGUUCUUGCCAUAACUUACUAUAAUUUUUUCGACACGCCUUCCUGCAAUACAGUUCAUGUUUACAAUUUAAUGCGUUCUGUAUAGAACAAUGCAAUGUAUGCAAUAUUGUACCAGAUCAGAUGCCUCUGAAUGUAUAGAGACGUGCCUAUCUAUUCACGGGUUCAUUUUGACGACAUUACAGGUUGACUGAAGUUGAAUAAACAUUACUACAUAAAUUA